GUUUAACAGUGACUUUGAAGCCGUUUAUUGAUUUAUCCGUGUUUUUGUUAACUUCUUCAUAUGCUCUAUAAAUCAGCCAUUUUCAUCUAUCGGCACACUCAGAACUAGGUGCAUUUCCCGCCGUCGACUACGUGGCCGCUAAAAACACGAAUGGCAUCAGAGCAGCGUGAGGCUUCUGGAGAACCUUUGGCAACACUGAAGAAACGCGACGACUAUCUGUCAUGGGAAGAAUAUUUUAUGGCCGUCGCCGUACUCUCCUCGCAGCGCUCCAAAGACCCCUCCAGCCAGGUGGGCGCCUGCAUCGUCAACGAGGAGAAGAAGAUUGUCGGGAUCGGCUACAAUGGCAUGCCCACAGGCUGCAGCGACGAUGUCCUGCCGUGGAAUCGUGAAGGCGACUUCCUGGACACGAAAUACCCGUACGUGUGUCAUGCGGAGAUGAACGCCAUCAUGAACAAGAACUCAGCGUCCGUCAAGGAUUGCACGCUCUACGUCGCGCUCUUCCCCUGCAAUGAGUGCGCUAAAUUGUGCAUCCAGGCGGGCAUCCGGGAGGUGGUGUAUUUAUCGGACAAAUACGGCGAUAAAGAGCCGUUCAUCGCCUCACGCCGGCUGCUGGAUAUGGCUCAGAUAAAGAUCCGCCAGUUUAUCCCCGGUCGCCGGCAGAUUACGCUGGAUUUCAGUCAUAUCGAUCCAGGCCUGUUCGGCCGGUGCUGGUGACUGCUGAGACGGGUGACUUGCGCUGGAACCGCCGUGUCAGGUGUUGGCAUUAUGAUCAAGGUCGUCCUUUCAGCUGUUUUCCGCUGACUGGACAUCCUUAAGUGCAUUUUCGCCGCUCUUGACAGAUGGAUUGUUGAGUUUUCUCUGCCGCGCUCUAACCAUGUUGAUGUCAUUUCCGAUUGGCGGUUGUUGGUGUGUGUGCAUUCGCUGUAAAUGGGAUGAAUUGUUGGGACAUGCGGUAAUCGACGGUUGUUGAUUAACAACGCAAUGUGUUUCUUAAUCGUUGGCUUGAGAGUUGGGAAGAAACGACAGAUGGUGGUUUUUUUAUGUGUCUGUAAAUACGAUCCAAUUACACCUUGCGAACACAACCGAUCAUUUCCGCCAUAAAUUAUAUUGUUAUGCUGCGCCGUAGCCCACACUUUCCGAAGUCAUCGAACGGCGAAAAAAUAACCAGACAUGGCGAUGAUUAUUGCUGUUAUUUUUCGCUUUUUUGCCGUGAAUAAUGCUUGAAUAAUUCCGGCGGAAGUACUGUGUGAGUAACAGAGCAACACGUAUGGAACGAAUUUCGUCGUCUCGUGUCUGAUUUUUUUAACAAAGGAACAAUUAAACAAAUGAACGCAUGACCGUUCCAUUGCGUGCUAAUGGUCGGUAGACGCAGUACAUCCACUCGUCUGCUAAUAAACAAUUGGCUAGUGCGAUCGGUUCAUGGCAUUCCUCGCUCUUGAAGUGUUCCAAGUUCCAACCGGCCGUUAAAAUUAUUGAAUAAUAAUGCACAUGUUUGCAUUGCACGAGGAAUCGCUGCCUUAUUUGCAUUUAAAUUACCGGCUGCAGGGAUGUAAAGUGAUCGGAAGUGAUGCUGUUAAAUUAAAGCGAAGAUUCUGAAGUUACUUCAUACCAAACCCCAAAAAAUGAUGUUAUUAACGACUAUAAGUUAAUUUGCAUUUAGUAAUAUUGUUGGGUUAACGGGUAACCGAUACACAGUAAAAAUACUAAUUGGAUUAUGUAAAAAGUGUCAUGAUUACGUUAUGCAUCACUGGUUUUGGGUCUGGCUGCCCCUUAUAUGUACCAGCAUUUACUGUGGAAUUGGUCGGUUAUUAAGCGGUCAAACGAAUUGCAUUAUUGAUUUAUAUGUGUCGUAUAGAAAACCACCAGCGUUGAAAUUGCAGCAGCCCUUCUGGCAGGCUUUCAGCCAAGUGAUCCAGCGUCCUAAAUGGGUUUUCCGGUCGACUACCAAAGUGGAUUGGUCUCCGUUGUUGCCGCUGAAUAUUCAGCAAGGAAUGUACACAAAUUUAUAAAAACGGCAAUCUUCUGACAUUUGUGAGUGGAUUAGCCGGAUCCUGUGCGGCGUUUUAUUUGAAUGGAUUACGCCACUCGUUGUGGAAUAUUGUGUUACCGUUAAACGAGGGAAUUUUCAAAUAGUGCAUUUAUGGCACGACAGCAUCUGUGGUGUCUAACAAUUAGCAACACCGCCUUCUUUGUUAGGUUUACCGUUACAUAACAUGCCGGGCGCGGCAUAUAACA
This is a messenger RNA of Paramacrobiotus metropolitanus, 2235 nucleotides long. Its product is annotated as deoxycytidylate deaminase-like. The coding region runs from base 151 to 714 and encodes 187 amino acids. The transcript has 3 exons. Gene Ontology annotation, cellular component: cytoplasm. The record is from RefSeq and is a predicted model, not a curated record. Lineage: Eukaryota; Metazoa; Tardigrada; Eutardigrada; Parachela; Macrobiotidae. Gene Ontology annotation, biological process: dUMP biosynthetic process; dTMP biosynthetic process. Gene Ontology annotation, molecular function: dCMP deaminase activity.